Haemorhous mexicanus (house finch) is the source of this 9665-nucleotide messenger RNA. It is a transcript of the gene DISP3, whose product is annotated as dispatched RND transporter family member 3. Gene Ontology annotation, cellular component: membrane. The record is from RefSeq and is a predicted model, not a curated record. The coding region runs from base 127 to 4140 and encodes 1337 amino acids. NCBI's taxonomy places the organism in Eukaryota, Metazoa, Chordata, Aves, Passeriformes, Fringillidae. The transcript is spliced from 21 exons.
GGCCGGCUCGGGGCUGCGGGACCGGCACCGCCGCUGCAGCGAUCGCCGGUGGAGCGGGAGCCGGCGCUGCCCGGCAUCGCUGCGAGCCCGCUGCUGCUGCCGCCCGGCGGGGCCGAGGUGCUGGAUAUGGACACAGAGGAUGACCCAUUGUUACAGGAUGCCUGGCUAGAGGAGGAAGAUGAAGAGGUGGCCUUCAGCUCCCGGAAGAGGCGAGAGGGUGCUCUGUUGUGUGGGAAAAGCCCGUGCAGAGUCAGGCCCCUGUGUGUCACACUGCCCAUGUCUGGCUUCUGGAAUAUUGUUGGCUGGGUGUUCACCAACCCGUACUGUGCUGGCUUCAUACUUUUCCUGGGCUGUGCCAUCCCUGCUGUGCUGGCUGUUGUCAUGUUCCUCCACUACCCUGCCCUGGAUAUUGACAUCUCCUACAACGCUUUCGAGAUCCGCAACCACGAGUCCUCGCAGCGCUUCGAUGCCCUCGCCUUGGCCCUCAAAUCCCAGUUUGGCUCCUGGGGGAGGAACCGCCGGGACCUGGCUGACUUUACCUCGGAAACCCUGCAGAGGCUCAUCUUCGAGCAGCUCCAGCAGCUCCACCUCAACGCUUCCCAGCUCGGGGUCAGCGCGCGCGUCAGGCGCAGCCCCGCGGAGGGCAGGGCCAGCUCCCUGCAGCCCCAGCCCCAGCCCAGCCCAGCAAACCAGACCUCCCGAGUCGGGAGGAGAUCCCCACGCUGGGACUACUCCAGCACUUACAUCAGUGCUAACACACAGACACAUGCUCACUGGCGCAUUGAGCUCAUUUUUCUGGCUCGGGGGGACUCUGAGAACAACAUCUUCACCACGGAGCGCCUGGUCACCAUCCAUGAGGUCGAGCGCAAGAUCAUGGACCACCCUCGCUUCCGUGAAUUCUGCUGGAAGCCCCACGAGGUCUUGAAGGACCUGCCCCUGGGUUCUUACUCCUACUGCUCCCCUCCCAGCUCCCUCAUGACCUACUUCUUCCCCACUGAGAGAGGAGGGAAGAUUUACUAUGAUGGCAUGGGACAAGACCUUGCUGACAUCCAAGGAUCCCUGGAGCUGGCCAUGACCCACCCCGAAUUCUACUGGUACGUGGAUGAGGGCUUGUCUGCUGAGAACAUGAAGAGCUCCCUGCUGCGGAGCGAGAUCCUCUUCGGGGCCCCACUGCCCAACUACUACUCGGUGGAGGAUCGCUGGGAGGAGCAGCGCCGCAAGUUCCAGAACUUCGUCAUCACCUACGUGGCCAUGCUGGCCAAGCAGUCCACGAGCAAAGUCCAGGUGCUGUAUGGAGGAACAGAUUUGUUUGACUAUGAAGUGAGGAGGACUUUCAACAAUGACAUGUUGCUGGCCUUCAUCAGCAGCAGCUGCAUAGCUGUCUUGGUCUACGUCCUCACCUCCUGCUCAGUGUUUCUGUCAUUCUUUGGCAUUGCCAGCAUUGGGCUGAGCUGCCUGGUGGCUCUGUUCCUGUACCAUGUCGUGUUUGGGAUCCAGUAUCUGGGUAUACUCAAUGGUGUGGCUGCCUUUGUCAUCGUGGGGAUUGGAGUUGAUGAUGUCUUUGUUUUCAUCAACACCUACCGCCAAGCCACCCACCUCAAGGACCUGCGGCUGCGCAUGAUCCACACGGUCCAGACAGCAGGGAAAGCCACCUUCUUCACCUCCCUGACCACAGCUGCAGCAUAUGCUGCCAACAUCUUCUCUCAGAUCCCAGCUGUGCAUGACUUUGGACUCUUCAUGUCACUGAUUGUGUCCUGCUGCUGGGUAGCUGUGCUCUUCACCAUGCCAGCUGCUCUUGGAAUAUGGACCCUUUAUGUGUCCCCAUUAGAGAGCUCCUGCCAAGCCAGCUGCAGUCAGAAGUGCACCAAAAAGAGUGCCUUGCACCUGGCUGAGGAUCUCUUCAUUGCCUCAGCAGCCACCUCCAGAGCAGGCAGAGAGACCCUUCCCUACCUUGAUGAUGACAUCCCACUGCUCAGCGUGGAGGAGGAGCCAGUCUCCCUGGAAAUGGGGGAUGUCCCCUUGGUGUCUGUGAUGCCAGAAAAUCUGCAGCUCUCUGCAGAGAAGAGCAGCCAGGGUCACUUGAUAACUCAUCUGCAAGAGCUGCUGGAGCACUGGGUGCUGUGGUCUGCAGUGAAGAGCAGAUGGGUGAUUGUGGGGCUGUUUCUCCUGGUUUUGCUCCUGUCCAUAUUCUUUGCCAGCCGCCUCCAUCCAGCCAGCCGUGCUCCAGUCUUGUUCCGGCCAGACACAAACAUCCAGGUGCUACUGGAUCUGAAAUACAACCUGAGUGCUGAAGGGAUCUCCUGCAUCACCUGCUCAGGUUUGUUUCAGGAAAAGCCCCACAGUUUGCAGAACAACAUCCGAACUUCCCUGGAAAAAAAGAAGAGGGGCUCAGGUUCACCUUGGGGAAGCAAAGGCAGCAUGAGUGAUGAAGGGCAGCAAGAGCUCCAGGGGACUGUGUAUAUCUCCAAGUCCAGGAGCAAGGGAAGACCAGCUAUCUACAGAUUCUCACUCAAUGCCAGUGUCCCUGCGCCCUGGCAGAUGGUGUCACCGGGAGACGGGGAGGUGCCUUCAUUCCAGGUGUAUAGAGUGCCUUUCGGUAACUUCACCAGGAAGCUGACAGCUUGUGUGUCCACAGUAGGGCUGCUUAAGCAGAUGAGCCCCAGGAAGUGGAUGAUGACCACCUUGUCCUGUGACACCAAGAAGGGCUGGAAGUUCGAUUUCAGUUUCUACGUGGCCUCCAAGGAGCAGCAGCGAACACGGAAACUGUAUUUUGCCCAGUCUCACAAGCCCCCUUACCACGGCCGAGUGUGUGUGGCACCUCCGGGCUGUCUGCUCAGCUCUAGCCCAGAUGGACCCACCAAAGGCAUCCUCUAUGUCCCCAGUGAAAGAGCACCCAGAGCGAAGCUGUCAGCCACAUCUGGAUUCAAUCCCUGCAUGAACACGGGCUGUGGGAAGCCAGCGGUGCGGCCGCUGGUGGACACGGGAGCCAUGGUGUUUGUGGUGUUUGGGAUCAGGGGCGUCAACCGCACCCGGCGCCAGGACAACCACGUCCUCGGAGACAUGGGCAGUGUUAUCUACGAUGACAGCUUUGACCUCUUCAAAGAGAUUGGCAACCUGUGCCGCCUCUGCAAAGCCAUUGCCAGCAACUCUGAGCUGGUGAAGCCCGGAGGGGCUCAGUGCCUGCCCUCGGGUUACAGCAUCUCCUCCUUUCUGCAGAUGUUGCACCCGGAGUGCAAGAACAUCCCUGAGCCAAACCUGCUGCCUGGACAGCUCUCUCAUGGGGCAGUGGGGGUGAAGGAUGGCAAGGUGCAGUGGAUCUCCAUGGCUUUUGAAUCGACAACCUACAAGGGGAAAUCAUCCUUCCAGACAUAUGCUGACUAUCUGAAAUGGGAGACAUUCCUGCAGCAGCAACUCCAGCUCUUCCCAGAGGGCUCUGCUCUCCGACAUGGUUUCCAGACCUGUGAGCACUGGAAGCAGAUUUUCAUGGAGAUUAUAGGAGUGCAGAGUGCCCUGUAUGGUCUUGUCCUCUCGCUGGUCAUCUGUGUGGCUGCUGUGGCAGUGUUCACCACACACAUCCUCCUCCUGCUGCCAGUGCUGCUCAGCAUCUUAGGGGUUGUCUGCCUCGUGGUGACCAUCAUGUACUGGUGUGGCUGGGAGAUGGGAGCUGUGGAAGCCAUUUCCCUCUCCAUCCUCGUUGGCUCCUCUGUUGAUUACUGCGUGCACCUGGUGGAGGGCUACCUGCUGGCAGGGGAGAACCUGCCUCUCCACCAGGCAGAGGACCCCACGGCGUGCCGGCAGUGGCGGACGAUGGAAGCAGUCCGGCACGUGGGUGUGGCCAUCGUCUCCAGUGCCACCACCACCCUGAUUGCCACCGUCCCACUGUUCUUCUGCAUCAUUGCCCCCUUUGCCAAGUUUGGGAAGAUCGUGGCCCUCAACACGGGAGUGUCCAUCCUGUACACGCUGACUGUGAGCACAGCCCUGCUGAGCACCAUGGCGCCCGGCACCUUCACCCGCAGCAGCACCUCCUGCCUCAAGGCUCUGCUGGCCGUGCUCCUGGCUGGCCUGCUGGCUCUCUGCAUCUGCCUUGCCCUGCUCAAGAGUGGAUUUAAGAUCCCCCUCCCCAAUGGGACGGCCCUGUAGACCCAAUGGGACGGCCCUCUAGACCCCAGGCCAAGAGAGCCAAGUUGCUCCUUUUCUUUUUUCUUUUCUUUUUAAAGAAUAUUUUUUGUAAGGAAAAAAAAGAGGAAAAAAAAAAGUCCCUUUUUUCAUGAAGUUUUCCAAUUCCAGAUGCACUUUAUUUUCUAAUGAGUUUUGCUCUAAACUUGUAUUUAUUUUAGGUAGUGAUGGAUGGAUGGUGGAAAGUGAGGGCUGCCCAGGGAAUACCUCAGCCCGUGAAUAGGAGAGGAGGAGGUUUCCUUCUCUCAGUUUUCUUUCUGCUUUCUUUUUUUCUUUUCUUGUUCUUUUAAUUUACUUUUAACAGGGUUUUCUGGACCCACAAGACUAAAACGGGAGAAUUUGGGAAGGUCAUCUGAUCCCUUCAAAAACCCUUCCCUCUGUCCUUCCCUCCCUUGUCCAGGGUCAGAAUUGCAAGGAUGACUCUUAGGUGAUGUCCUGCCCUCACACCAAGCCUGUGCCUCCUUACUUGAGCCUUCAAGAACAGCAGUGAGCUGUUGGACAGGCCUGGGAGCAGCAUUGUUGGAUCCCUUUGCCAGGCCCUGUACCCAUGCCAGACCAGCAGUGAACUUGCUGCACAGGAGCUCUCUUGAGUGUCACUUUGGGAUCCAAACCAGAGCUGUUGGGUGCCACCACCUGCAGUGGACCUGCUUUCACGAUUCAGAGAGGGUGCUGGGACACAAAGCAUUCCCCUUCCUUCUGGGGGGACAGUGCACUUUGCACUGGGAUCUCAUGUGUCUGUCAGCAGCCAUCAGGAAGCAGAUGGUGCCCUCAGCAGCCUGCCCUCCUCUCCCUCAUCUCAGUAGUGAGGUCAAGGCAGUUUCAAUGCCCAGUGCCCCCAUGUCACCUCACCAGCCACUGAUCUGCUCUUCCUGGUGGAGAGAAAAGAGAGCCCUGAUGUCCCUGCAGAGCUCUUUGGUCACAGCAGUCAGCUCUUGGCCUGAGGACAAGGUGACCCCUGGGGCCAGGUAGAGCCCAUUCCUGGUGGUUUGCACAGCAUCCUCUGUGGCAGCUCACAGACACCCUCCUUAGUGGAGACCCAAGGGCACCAGAGCUGCAGCUGCUGUCUGCUCUGAGCAGAUGGUUGAUAUUAAAGUAAAAUGAAAUCACAAACUGGUGCCAUUAACAAGUACAUUUUAAGCAUCACUGGUUCUGUUGUAUUUUUAAAAUUGAAAUAGCUAAGUGUGCAUUAAUAUACAGCACAUCUGAUCCUUGGCAGAAGGGGAGGGUCAGGCCCACUGGGAGAUGCAUUAGUCUUUAUUUACAAGGGUGCUGACAGAAUAAUGUGGCCAGGAAGCAGCCUGACUCAAUUUCUUUGCAGAUUUCAUGUCCUGAUGACUUUGUGUUCUCUGUCUGGAUCAACCCCUCUUUUUUAAGAUGAGACUUCCAGGAAGUCCAGCCCCACUGCCAGCCAGUUUGUGGGGCCUGCACUGCUGAGAGACUGAGCUGCCUCUGCUUGGCUCAGGGCAUCCCUGCUUUGAUCCCUGCCAGUCUUGCACCUUCACAUUGUGUCAUCCCUGUGAAACUGGAUCACAUACUUGGUUCUAAAGUCAGUUCCCCAAGGUGUCCCCAAGGUUCCCCAAGCUGGAGAGAGGAAUUCUUACUGUUUCCAGGUGGACUCCAGAGUAAUCUGCUCCAGGCAGUGAGGGUCAUGAGAACGUGAGUAGCCUGGUUUCUCCUUGAUAUCCCAUGGCACUUCUGAGUUACCCCUUCCUGCAAAGUGUGAAAUGUUUUCUUGGCACCUACCUCUAAUUUGCACCAGCUCCUUCAUAAUGAACCCUGUGCCCAUGAAUAAAUGGUUCUGUAUUGCAUUUGCUGGGAAUGCCCCAACAAAGGCAGGAAUGAUGAAUCUGACUCCAUGCUCUCAGAAGGCUGAUUUAUUAUUUUAUGGUACUAUGUUAUAUUAAAGAUUACUAUAUUAUAUUAAAGAAUGCAGAAAGGAUACUUACAGAAGGCUAAAAAGAUAAUAAUGAAAACUCCUGACUCUUUCCAGAGCCCUGACACAGCUUGGCCCUGAUUGGCCAAAGAGUGAAAACAACUCCCAGCAGAAUCCAAUGGAACAAUCACCUGUGGGUGAACAAUCUCCAAACACAUUCCACAUGUGAGCACAGCACAGGAGAAGCAAAUGAGAUAAGAAUUGUUUUCCCUGAGGCCUCUCAGCUUCCCAGGAGAAAAUCCCUGGGUGAAGGGAUUUUUCAGAGAAUGUGAAUGCCACAAUUCUGGAAAGGAUUUUUGGCUAUCCUCAAGCUGUGCUGCUCUGAUGGCUGCUGGGCUCAGUUGAGCCCCAUCCUUAUCUGUAAGCCAUGCUGUUCCCUAUGUCAGUGCUCCAGAUUUAACUCCUGGUGGUGCCCUGAGCACUCCUAAGUGGCAGUGACUGGAGAGAGCAAGAGUGCUUAUGAUACACAUAGAGCCCCAUGGCACCUGUGUGGCUGUGCAGGUGCUGCAGGGGAUGGCAAGGUACCCCUAGCACUGUGGCCAAGGAUUCUCUGGCCUGUAGCUUGACUUGAACUUGGCAAACACCUCAGACCUCUUCUGGGUGAUUAAAGCUGAUGGAUAUUCCCAGGUCAGCAGACAAGAGUAAGGUACUGAGGGCACCCUUAGAGGAAGUUCCUCCUUCUAUAAGUAUGAAGAAACCUUCAAAGGCCUUUAAGAAAAGGCACAGAUGUGCUUUGAAUCCUGUGAAGUUGAAAGGCUAGGCAAGCCCCUGGUAUCCUGUGUCUGUGCUCUCUCUAAAGAGGCUUCAUAAACGCCCCACCUCCAGUGUGAUUGUGGACAUGCCGUGCUGGGAACAUCCAUUCAGCCACUGUGGGGAAGCAAAGAUUGAUUUUAAAGUAGAGAGAAACCUUGUGUGUUUCUUGGCUCUGAUCUGGCAAUGUCUCUGAUCUGCAGACAAAAAUAACAAGAGUUCUUGGCCCCUGACAGGACCCAUCCUGUACUCUGAAGCAGGCAGGGAAAAGGACAAGCUCUCAUUGUCUCUCCUCCCCUCCAGCCAGCCCAGGCUCCCUCUGUGCAGAGGGACUGGUGGGCACUAGCAGGAACAGGGCAUCACCUUGGCUUUUGUUGCCCAAAGUGAUACUGGGAAUGCAGUGGCUGGAACGAUUCAGAAGGAACAGGGGAGACCAAGAUCAGUGCAAAUCAUUCACAAAGGCCUGCUGAGGAGAUUGUGCCCCUCCAGGAGGGAAACUGAGGCAAGGAGAGGAGGAGGAACUUACACCAGAUGUAGCAGGAUGGCAGAAGAGCCAGUAGAGGAUGCCAGGUGAUCUGUGCUGCAAGGACUCACUGGAUGUUGUAACCUGAGCCCCUGAUUAAACACAGUCAUGGCAUUGUCUUGAGAUCUAACUAGACUUUUGCCCCAUCACUGCCUCACCCUGCACAGCUCUGUGCUCAGGGUUGCUGGUGCUUUCUCCACAUGCAGUGGAGUGACAGAGGCUUAAAAUUAGAGCCCAGCCUUCUGCCAAACACUUAAAACAUCCUGAUCUCCCCAGGCAGCUGUGGAGACAGCAAAUGAGUAGCAGAUGUAUACAUGUCAUCCUUGUGAUUGCAGAGUACUCAUGUAAAUUAUAGAGGUAAGAAGAGGGAUGGCUUUAUCUGAGCAAUGUGGAGGUGUAGCUGACAGCCCUGCUGGGAAUUGCUGCUCCAAGGCAGGUGCUCAUAGCAAUAAAAAGCAAGGCUUCACCUAUUUCAGGAGCAGAUGUUCACCUGAAAAGAUUCCUCCCACAUCUUUGCCUAUCUUCUUUCCCUGCCGACUCCUCUGUUUCACAGGCCAUCUCCUGGACCCUGUUGUCUUGCUAAACAAGGUUCAGCCUUCUCCAUGGUAGGUGUUCCUGCCUAAGGUGCUCACAGAGUCUGGACUGAAAGUGGCUGCAAAAGUCUUGAGAGUUUCCUUAGGCAGAGGAAGCUAGGGAGUCAAACAGCUUCACACAAAGCUUUCAGUUUUGAUGUUUCUAAACAGAAAGAUCAGCCUUACUUGAAAGAAAAUGGUCUGAUUUUCCAUUUCAAAAUGAUCUUUGUGCAAUUAAAAAGCAUACAGGAAUUUCCAGUGAGCACAUGGCAAUGGAAUGUGCCUAUUAACUGCCCACCCCUUUAUUUCUAGUAAAUCCUGGUUUGAGGCUUACCCUCUGAAAAGUUAGGUUAGUUUUCCAGGAGGGGGUCAUUCUGGAACCAUGCCAUCUCCUACCAAACAGAGUGGGUCUUGUCCUGCCCAGAAGUUCUCUCCCUUCCAGUGCAGGGCAGUAGCAGCAGGACACUUGGUGCUGAAGCUCUGAGAUUGAUGCACAGAGCUGGUGUGACUGCUCUCUGCCUUCAGUGAGCUGCAGAGUGAGUCCAGGGCUCCCCAUCACUGUGGACACUCAGAGAGAGAGCCCCUGCUCACCACAGCCCUGUCCACAUCAGCUCUGGUCAGGAGGAACAGAGUUGAUGUGCUGUGCAGAGAUCAGCAUCAGAGGAAGGAAAAGAUCCAUGAUUCCUUGCUCUCUUUGUUUCUUUAUGUUGUGGUGCCUCUUGAGGUGCUGGGUUUGGGCAGCUGGGGCAUCAGAUUUGGCUGCUGACCCCAGCAGUGGCCAAGGCUGCACGUUCUGAAAGGAGUCCCUGGCUGAGCUGGACUGUGUUCCUCAAAUCCUGCUGGAUCUGAAAAUAUGCCAAAGCAAAGGUGGCCUGAGAAAUAUCCCCAAGGAGAAGGACAUGUUGACACUUGGAGAGCUACUGGGACCAUUGGUACAGUGGUCUGGAGGCAGUGGUCUCCAGAGACCCUGGCUUUGCCUGCACUGGAGCAGACUGGGAUGUUGCAGUGUCUGAGUCUUUUAGCUUGUCCUGCACAGAAUUUCUGCAGCAGAGCUGCCUGCCCUUCUGGAAGGUUAGAAAAGGCUUUUUGUUUAACCCCAUGGCACAAAGAUAUCCUCCCACACUGUCCACCAAGGAAGCUGUGCAGACUGAUUUGCAGCCAGGCAGAACAAAUUCAGUGUCUUGGUUACUUCUUCCAAAAUCACUCCUCACCCCAGAUAGUGUGCAAGCCAUAGUUCACAGAUAUUUCAAAGGCUUCUGCUAGCUACUCUGCCCUGGGUUAGUGCCCAGGCUCCCAGAGCUGGACAGCUUUCAAUGCCAGUCUCCACCCUGAGGGCAGAUGUCUUUGGCUUUUUCUUCUCUGCUCCUCCUUUGGGCAGUUGCUGAGGGGAGGUGGGGGCAGUGGCCAUGGCUGGAGGCAGAGCAACAAGCAGAUGGGCAGAAAGGUUUGGAGGCAGAAGCAGAACAAAUGGGAGGGAGGAUGGUUCAAAGUGCAAGGGGGAAGAGGGGUGAGCACCCCAGGGACAGUGGGAGGGAGGGCAAUGCCAUUCCACCACGCUGUGUGCAGACCUUAGAGUGUCAGUUCUCAGAGUGAUGUAGCACAAUUCCUUAUGUAUGCGUGUCACUUUUGUAAGUCGUCUCCUACCCCCACUAUUUUCAGUGUUCCUUGAUUUUUGGAGACUGUUGUAAAUAAAAAGAUUUUGACAUUCGCA